GUAUCUUUUUUAUUUUUGUAUACUGUUACACUUGUAUCUUUAUUGUGUUUUUGUGGUCAAUGAUUUCAGGUUUAGAAAAUGAAUUUUGAACUGAUCACUUUGAGAUUUUACCAUGGUGGAGAACUUAAUAUGGGUAAGGUGAAGGGAAAAAGGGGAAAAAGAUAUGAGGGUGGACAAGUUACUGAAUCUUUAGAUGUUGAUGUAGAUAGGUUGUCUUUAUUGAAUUUAGGGAUUAUGUAAAGUAUUUAGGGUAUAUUCCCAAACAGUGCUUACUAUAUGUUAGACGGCCUAAGAGUUCUAAUUUAAAAGAAAUUAGGUUAUACAAGGACACAAUUGAGAUUUCAAAAAAAAUGGGUAAUUGACAAGUUUUGGAAGCUUUUGUGUGUCACAUGGUUGCUAAACCUGAGUUGGCCCCACUUUUAAAAUUUGCAAAUAAUGGGGAAGGACAUGUGGAGAGAAAAAGUGGUGUGUCUUUUAAUAAAGACGCUGAAAAUGACAUUGGGAAUGUUGACAGAGCAUCUAAAAAUAUUGAAGAUGCCCCUCCUUUUGACUAACCUACUUCUCAUACUUCUUCUCCUUCUCCUGUCCAACCUAUUACUCAUACCUUUCCUUCUUUUGUCCAACCAACUGCUCAUAUCUCUUCUCUUACUACUGACCAACCUAAUGCUCAUGUCUCUUUUCCUCCUACUGACCAACCUACUACUCAUAUCUCUUCUCCUAUAUCUGCUGCUCCUAGUAGUUCUACUGCUGCUCCUGCUAAUUCACAUGUUGCUUCAGAUGUAGAAUCUAUUAAUGGAGGUGUAGAGAUUGGGAGUGAUGUGGAUGAAUAUGUGGUUGAAGAGUUAAGAAAUCUUAGGGAAGAAAAGAGAAAAAGAAAAAGAAGAAAGAGGGAAGAGAGAUCAGUAAUUCCUAAACAUAUUAAGUUAGGAAUCGAAAAAAAGGAACCAGAUAUUGGCUAUGAUGAAUUUGUAGGUGGUGAUAGAAAUAGUUUAGAGGGUAAGUUAGCUGGUGAUGAACCUGUUUACCCAUCUGAUGAAGCUGCCAGCCUUGAAACUGAAUCAGAUGAUGUAACUGAUGAAGAAGAUGAAGUUGAACAUAAAGAUAAGGAUAGAAAGAGGAAAAAAGGUAAGAAAAUUGCAUAUAGUUCAGACUGUCAGAAAGUUGUGUGGGAGUUAGGACUUGUUUUUUAAAGUGUUAAUGAAUUUAGAGCUGCUGUUACUUAGUAUGUUGUUGCUGAACAUGUUGCAAUUGAGAAAUGUGUUAAUGAACCUACAAGGGUAAGGGUUAGGUGUACAACUAGUUGUCCAUGGCUUCUUUAUGCUAGCAUUGAUUCUAGGUCCAUGAACUUUAUUGUGAAGACCUACAAUCCAGUUCAUAAGUAUGAUCCUAUCAAUAGGAACAAACUUUGUAAUAUCAAGUUCUUAGCUAGCCACUUCAAUGAGAGAAUAAAGAAAUAAUCGAAUAUUAGAAUUUUUGAGUUUCACCUGCUUAUUAAGAAGGAACUGGAUUUACAUGUUGCAAGAAUAGUGUGUAGGAGAAUAAAAAAUAAGGUGAUUGCAAAACUGAUGGGUGACUAUAAUCUGAAAUUUGAGAGAAUUUUAAAUUAUAGAGAUGAGUUGUUAAGAUCAAAUUUAGGUAGUACAUGUAUAGUGAAGUUUCAUGAUGAAACAUUUGAAGAUGGUAGAAAAUUGUUUCAAGGCUUUUACACAUGUUUUGAUGCAAUGAAGAAAUCCUUCCUAGCUGGUUAUAGGAAGUGCAUUGAUUUGGAUGGAUGUUUUUUAAAAGAAGUGAAAAAAGGGCAAUUAUUAGUUACUGUGGUAAAGAUGGAACAAUAAAAUGUUGCCACUGGCAUGGGCAGUGGUUGAGAUUGAAAACAAGACCACUUGGAGUUGGUUUAUCAGGAUUGUAAAAGAAGAUCUUCAGCUGGGAGAUGGGACAGAUUUGACAGUGAUAACAGACAUGCAAAAGGUAAAGAAUUAUUGGUUUUAUUUCUGUUUAUAUUGUAAUUAUUUCUGUUUAUGUUUAUGUUGUAAUUGUUUUUGUUUUUGUUUUUGUUAUAGGAAUUAGAAAUUGUUGUAACUGAAUAUUUACCAAAUACUGAACAUAGAAUGUCUGCAAGGUAUGUCCUUGUAAAUUGGUCAAAAGAUGCUAUAUGUAGAGGUAUUGAGAAGAAAAAAUAUAUUUGGGGGUGUGCAAGAUCUACCUUUGAGGCUGAGCUUAGGGACAACAUUAGUUAUAUGAAGAUGUUGGGGGGGGGGGGAUACUAGAUAAGUUGAUGUAUUUUAAUUCAGAGAGAUGGAGCAAGGUUUACUUUAGCUUUGGAACAAAGUGUGAUGUUGUAGACAACAACAUGGCAGAAUAUUUUCAUGCAUGAAUUUUAGGAGCUAGGCACAAGACUAUAAUUACAAUGUUAGAGGAGAUAAGGGUAAAAAUGAUGAAAAAAGUGGGACAGAUGAGGGACUUUUGUGAAACUUGGAUCAGUGACAUUUCUCCAAUUGCUAUGAAAGUACUAAAUGAUAAUACAACAAGGUCUAUGAAGUGCAGCAUAGAAUGAAAUUCUGAUACAGGGUAUGAGGUGCUUGAUAGAGGAUAUAGGCAUAUUAUGGAUAUUUUUAGACAAUAUUGUAGUUGUAGAGUAUGAAUGUUAAAGGGUAUACCUUGUCCUCAUGUAGUGGCUGCUCUUCACCACAAAAAAUUGAAUCCAGUAAACUACAUCUCUCACUGGUACAAUAGAGAAACUUACAUGAACACAUAUAAUUUCUUCUUUCAACCAGUUUUGGAUAUGAAGAUGUGGCCACAAUCACAGAAUAUCUCUGUUAUGCCACCUCCUGUUAGGAAGAUGCCAGGUAGUCCUGGAAAGAAUAGAAAGAAAGAAGAAGGUGAAACCAAAAAGAAAACUGGAAAGUUGUCCAAAAGGGGGAUUGAGAUUUCAUGUGGCACUUUCCAUAGCAAGGGUCACAACAAAAGAAGAUGUCCAACAGGUGCACCUGCUGCUGGAACUAAUGCAAAUCCUGGCCCAAGUUCAUCUGCUGGUGCAGACCCAAAUGCAGGUUCAAGUACAGUCCCAAAUGCAACACCUAGUAUUGGAAAAGGGAGAGGUUCAACUGGAAGAGGAAGGGGUAGACCACCAAAGAAUUCUACAAAAAAGUGUGCUGGCAGACCAAGAGUGGCUUGGUUGGAAUGGGAUUACUUCACAUACAAAGUGGAUGCACAAUUCCUAAUAACUUCCAGAUUAAUAGGAAGAAAGCUUAAUCGAAAUGAAUCUCGAGAGAUAGCUGUCCAUACACUGAUAAGGGAUGGUCAAGUCUUCAGUAUUUGUGACUGAAAAUUUCGAAUAUGCACCAAAAACUGGUGUAAAAUGGAAAGGAAAAAAAGUUAUGACCUCUAGGCAACUACAAGACAUGUGAGGCAAAAAAUAAAUGCAAACAAGGUCCAAGGCUUCACACUUGAGUCAAGAAAGCUCAAUGUUCAAUCUCUAUGAGAAGUUGGUGUAGACUACAUUUAAGACUGCAUUUACUGAUGUGACUGCAUUUCCUUGUAUAAAGUUUGGCUGUUGUGACUGCAUUUAAGACUAUGUUUUUGAUAAUUUACUAAUGUUGGCAGAUGAGACUAUAUUUAAGACUAUUUUUUGGUAGUUCACUGAUGUUGACAGCUGUGACUGCUUUUUGUAACUGUAAUUAGUCCACUGAUAUUGGUGGCAGCUUUGACUGCAUUUUGUAACUGUAAUUAGUUUAACAAUACUGAUCUUUUUUUAAAUG
Capsicum annuum is the source of this 3758-nucleotide messenger RNA. RefSeq lists its product as uncharacterized. The transcript has 3 exons. Bases 2642 to 3325 code for a protein of 227 amino acids. The record is from RefSeq and is a predicted model, not a curated record. Lineage: Eukaryota; Viridiplantae; Streptophyta; Magnoliopsida; Solanales; Solanaceae.